AUGUCGAAUAUAUCAAGUGAAAGUAGUCCAGCUGUACCUAGUUGUAAAGAACUAGAAGUAGUACUUACAAUUUUACAUUUCAACGAUGCAUACGAAAUAGAGGCUAGAUCCGAGGAACCUGUUGGCGGCGCUGCGAGGUUUGCCACUGCUAUGAAAGAAUUCCAGGCAUUGAAUCCAUUUGUGGUUUUCAGUGGUGACUGUCUGAACCCUUCCGUACUUAGUACAAUCACAAAAGGAAAGCACAUGGUUGAUAUUCUCAAUAAAUUAGGAGUCCAUUGCGCUGUGUAUGGCAACCAUGAGUUUGAUUUUGGAGUGGAUGUCUUGGAGGAGCUGACUCCACAGAUGACCUUCCCCUGGUUUCUCAGCAAUGUCUAUGACAGGUUUACCAAUAAAACCCUGGGGCACGGUUUGGUGAGCAAUAUCCUGGAGUGGAAUGGUCAGAAAAUUGGCCUGAUGGGUCUAGUGGAGGAGGAUUGGCUGGACACUCUGGGAACUGUAGACAGAAACAACAUCAUCUAUGUUGACUACGUAGAGACUGCCAAUUCACUUUCUGCAGAACUCAGAGAGCAGGGAGCCAAACUGGUCAUUGCACUUACACACAUGAGAUGGCAUAAUGACAUCAGGUUGGCGUCAGAAUCCAGGGGUCUGGAUCUCAUUCUCGGGGGCCAUGAUCAUGAGUAUGGAGUUCUGGAGGUGAAUGGGAUACUGAUAGUAAAAAGUGGUUCUGAGUUUAGAUAUAUGUCAAAAAUUGAUGUUGUCAGGGACCAUGACAUGACUUUUAAAUAUAGUUGCCAUAAGAUCUCAACCAUGAAACACCUGGAGGAAGACAAUGAGAUCAAGCAGAUUGUGAAUGGAUACACCAACAACAUUCAGCAUGUGCUAGGAGAGGUCAUCUGUCACAUGGACAUUGAACUAGAUGGACGCUGUGCCACAGUGAGGCGAGGGGAGUGCAACAUAGGAAACCUCAUCACCAAUGCUAUGCUGGAGGCCACCCAUGCCGAGGUGGCUCUUCUCAACUCAGGUACUCUGCGGUCAGACCGUAUCCACCCAACUGGGCCCCUGACCAUGCGUGACCUGCUGCAGAUCCUACCCAUCAACGACCUAGUGUUGGUGGUGGAGGCCACCGGACAGCAGUUGUAUGAGGGCUUGGAAAACGGGGUUAGGAACUACCCAGAACUGGAUGGCAGAUUUCCACAGGUUGCAGGGAUACAAUUUGGCUUUGAUCCAAAUAAAAAACCUGGAGCGAGGGUCAUUGCUAAAACAGUAAAAGUUCAAGGGAAGAUUUUGGAUAAAGCGAGGAGGUACUUGGUGGCAAUGAAAGAAUACCUAACAAAGGGCAAAGAUGGCUAUACGAUGUUCCAAGGCUGCCCUCUGAGCUUUGAUAUUGAGAAUGCCCAAAUCCUCUCCACCAUCCUAGUCAACCACUUUGAGUCAGGCAUGAUAGUCAGAGGACUGAAGACCUGCAGGUCUGGUCAUAGAAUGGGUCUCAUUAAAGUCUCUGACAGCCCUUCAGUGUCCGCCAUUGAGAAAAGUGUGAACGAGAAGCUCCCGGGAGAAGCAGUGUCUGUGGCUGUGGUACCUGGAGUGGAGGGUAGAAUCUACCACAUCUUCACUGAGAGCCAAUCAGAAACUGAAGCUGAGGGCUAA
Molecule: messenger RNA, 1647 nt
Organism: Hypomesus transpacificus
Lineage: Eukaryota; Metazoa; Chordata; Actinopteri; Osmeriformes; Osmeridae
Product: trifunctional nucleotide phosphoesterase protein YfkN-like
Exons: 9
Coding region: 1-1647 (548 amino acids)
Biological process (GO): nucleotide catabolic process
Molecular function (GO): hydrolase activity
Source: RefSeq, a predicted model, not a curated record